This is a messenger RNA of Exaiptasia diaphana, 4329 nucleotides long. RefSeq names its product anoctamin-7. Gene Ontology annotation, biological process: chloride transmembrane transport. Gene Ontology annotation, cellular component: plasma membrane. Gene Ontology annotation, molecular function: protein dimerization activity; chloride channel activity. Lineage: Eukaryota; Metazoa; Cnidaria; Anthozoa; Actiniaria; Aiptasiidae. The record is from RefSeq and is a predicted model, not a curated record.
GCUGAGCGAGGGAAGAGCUUCGUCGAACCUCGAAGAAUUCACCGAAUUUUGCUCUAAAUCAAUGUCUAAAAUCUGCGAAAGCAUUURUCCAUAGCUACUAUGUAGUGAUGGAUAAUGUAUGGAUAAUUUGAAGCUAGCGAAGAGAGAAGGAGCUGAGUUCUAACGAGAAGACCUACGAAGACCAUCAAGAAUGGAUGACCGAAACCCUCUCGCCGCAAACGAAAAUUUGACAAUUAUGGUUAUCAUGAUGACGCUGACUACUAUGGCGGUGCUGCGGUAGAUGAUGAAGACAUGAGUGGAGAAAGAGGCUGUUACUUCAGAGAUGGCAAGAGACAAAUUGACUAUGUCUUGGUAUAUGAGGAGGAUGACAAGGAGGAGGACCCUCAAAUUCUGGAAUACCGAAGGAAAUUUCUUGAGAACUUAGAAAAGUCUCAGUUAGAGUUUGAAGAGGAAAUUACUGAAGACAAGAAGGUCAAAGUACACUUUAUCAAAGUUCAUGUUCCUUGGGAAGUACUUCUAUUCUAUGCUGAGGAACUUAGUUUCAGGGCACCACUAGAGAUCCGUACAACAAGGAAGAUCAACUGGUCAGAGCGCAUGUUGGAAAAGUUUCGAUUGCCCAAUAUAUUCAAAGAAGAUGUACCCAAUCCUCCUCCUGACUUCUUCACAUGUACAUUCCAAGCAAGCAAACUGGGAAAGUUUAUUGGAAGCGACAACCCAGACACAUACUUCACCGAUGUUGAGCGUGUUAGAGUUGUUUAUGAAAUUAUGGAAACAGCGCCAUAUGGAAAACGUCAGAGAGGAGAAAUUGGUGUUGAACGUCUUGUAGAAGAAGGAGUAUUCAAGGCUGGUUACCCACUUCACGUGGGCCCAGCAGAAUUACCCAAAGAAUUUCAUGAAGGACCCCAUGGACCCGAGGAAAUUAAACUGAAUAAAAGACAAGUUCUUAAAGAAUACUGGGCAAGAUGGGGAAAAUGGUACAAGUACCAGCCACUGGACCACAUCAGGGACUACUUUGGGGAAAAGAUUGGGAUUUAUUUUGCAUGGCUUGGUCAGUACACUGCCUGGCUAAUCAUGCCAUCGUUUGUUGGUUUACUGGUAUUCUUGUACGGUGCUGCGACUGUUAAUAGUCCAGACAACAAACCAGCUCUUGAAGUCUGUGAAGCCCCUGCAUGGACCUUCAAAAUGUGUUCCCUGUGUGAUGAAGAGCUUGGUUGUCAGUAUUGGGACUUGAAAAUAAGUUGUGGAUCAGGCAAGGUUGCCUACAUGUUUGACAACGCCGCGACGGUGUUGUAUGCUAUAUUUGUCUCUUUCUGGGCAUGCUUCUUCCUUGAGUACUGGAAGAGGAAAGAGGUGACUUUAGCUUACCACUGGGAUGUGCUGGAGUACGAGGAGGAAGUGGAGCGGCCACGGCCUACGUUUGCAGCACUCGCGCCGACAGUAGAACGGAACCCUGUGACGGGAAUUUUAGAACCGCACUUUCCUGACGAGAAACGAAAACCUCGUUUGCUGUCGGGUAUCGCGAUUGUCAUCACCAUGGUUUCGCUAGUGUUGGUGUUUAUGGUUGGUGUAAUUGUCUACAAACUGCUGGUCUAUAGACCGCUGGCUCGUAACCCUUCCACGAGAAAAUACGCUCUCCAAAUUGCUAACGCGUCUGGUGCCUUUGUCAACUUGACAAUUAUCAUGAUUCUUAGCAGGGUAUAUGAACGCGUUGCGUUGGCUCUCACUCACUGGGAAAUGCACCGGACUCAGACAGAAUAUGAAGACAACUUGACUUUCAAGGUGUUUGUKUUCCAGUUUGUGAACUUCUACUCGUCCAUCUUCUACAUCGCCUUCUUCAAGGGAAAGUUGGUUGGAUAUCCAGGUCACUAUCGCCGUCUUUUUGGUCUUCGCCAAGAAGAGUGCAGUCCUGGUGGAUGUCUAAUGGAGCUUGCACAACAGCUUGUCAUCAUUAUGGUUGGCAAACAGAUGAUCAACAAUGUCCAGGAGAUAGCCAUUCCAAUGAUCAAAGCCUACAUGAAACGAAGGAAGCGCGGUACCACCAAAGGCGAGAUCAAACCUCGAUGGGAACAAGACUACGAACUCGUCGAGAACGAGGGUCUCUUCCAGGAAUAUCUUGAGAUGGUUCUGCAGUUUGGUUUCAUCACUAUCUUUGUCGCUGCCUUCCCAUUGGCUCCUUUCUUCGCUCUUGCAAACAACAUCUUCGAAAUCCGUAUCGACUCGGAUAAGUUUGUGUGCGAAGUACGUCGACCCAUCGCUGACCGGGCGCAGGAUCUUGGAAUUUGGUUUGAUAUAUUGGACACUGUAGCCAAGAUCGCUGUCAUAAGUAAUGCUUUCCUGAUUGCCUUCACGUCAACMUUCCUUCCCAAGGUGCUUUACCGGUAUAGAAUAUCGGACGAUUAUUCGUUAACAGGCUUCACUAAUUUCUCCCUGGCCUGGUCGCCAGCGAAUACAACUAGGGAGCCAUGUCGUUAUCAAGAAUAUCGAGAUCCACAGGGACAUUUCACUAGAUUCUACUGGCAUCUUCUUGCAUUACGGCUCGGUUUUGUCAUCAUAUUUGAGCAUUUCGUGUUCUUCGUGAUGAGACUCAUCGACAUGAUGGUGCCAGAUGUGCCAACAGCCCUUGAAAUCAUCAUAAAACGAGAAGCCUAUCUCGCCAAGCAAGCCCUAGCCGACCAUCACAGCCUUAGCGGACAAUCAGGAGGGGAAAGUGCACCAGAGGUCUGGUAACUAAUGCUUGCACCGUGACGUCAUGGAUGAUGACAGCAACACGAAGGUCAUUGUCUUGGAAUGCACAUGAUGAUGUUAAAUGGCGUACAUUAAUAUACUAACUCAUAUCUGCUAACAUACUAGGGUUAUUGGUGUUCUAGAAAGACACUUGUGCCAUUUURACCAUUUGUAUUUGGGGGACCUGGGAGUGACAAAUUUAUCAACGAAAUUCUGUCGAAUCUUGGCGAUAAAUUAUCCUAAUUGGCCACGGUUUACAACUAGCUGAACUUGACUGAUCUCACAUAGAUAUGUAUGAUUAAUGAGAAAAGUCCCAGUUUAUUUGUUUCCCUAAGACGACUUAGUGCCUAGUGUCUAUAUAAUCCCCAGAACCGCGAAAAUGCGUUUUUCCUAGCCUCCUUCCCAGGCAACUCUUUUUUUUCCUCCUUUUGGCUUCCUUUGUAGUGGUCAUCUUGACCACUAGGGACUAGUGACGAGAUAGAAACACAGGAAGCCCGUGAUGCUUGAUGAUGCCUGUGGAGGAGGCUACGUUUUUCCAUUGUUAUGUUUUCCAAACUUAAACAAUGGUAAAACCAAGUGUUUUCGACGAUCAUAAGGACAUUGGUUUUUUUUAUUAACGUCGAAUUACUUCCAUGUAUAACUAUGUCAACACUUAAAAAGAGCAGUUGCACCUACUUGCAGAAACGUUGCCAAAGAAAACAGAACAUUUGAAUUUAGUAAAAAGGAAUAAAUUGAAACAAGAUAAAAGAGAGCUCUCAGACUCAGUGAUCUUUCUUUGUCUUUUUAAUUUAUUCCUUUUUACUAAAUACAAAAGUCCUAUUUUCUAUGACAACGUUUCUGCAAGUAGGCGUAUAUGGGAAAUUUUAUAAUAUCCAUUUUGGAAAAUUCGAAUACCAGAAGUGUACCAUCGUUCGUACAACAAUACAUUGCUUUGCUAAUUCUUGUAAGUUGGAGAGGUUGGAAAUYGUGACAGAUUACACAAUUACAGGCAUUUUUCGGCCUUUWUARAAUUUUGGAUUUUUUUCUGUGAMUAUAGUAACUUCAAUUUUGUCUACAAUAUAACAUGUCGCUCUAGAACAACAGAAUUCAUUUUGUGCUAGAUAAUWUUAAUUGAUAUUUAUAGAUAGAUAAAAUCAAGCUAAGAGAUGAUGCAUGUGGGAAUUUGUUGGUACUAACCAUAAUUCUUGGGCUUCCUGUCCUUAUUUGAGACGAAACGCACACCUAGUUCAGAAUAUUGGACAGCGAGGCAAAGGAAGCUCAACUCGAKAUCAUUCAAACGCGUUCAUUUUUGCAUUAAUUAGAAAUGUUGGCCACAAGGAUAUAUCUCUUAUGUCUAACGAAAUAGAGCUUGAAGGCGAAUUAAUUGUAAUUUUAGAAWAUUGGUCAGGCUUGGGUUUCCUGUGUACACAGGUAUCCCAAUUAGAAUCGUAUUUAUCUGACAAAUGUACUUAUCAGGGAUACUGAUAUUUUAUUAUGCAUUAUUGGGCCCUGGAUGGUCUUGGUGCAAGGGAUAUUUAUUUACAAGGCUUUAAAAGUCCUUUUAUUAAAUUAUAAAUGGAUUAUUUAUUAUUAAAUUAUAGCACGGUAUUAAAAGGUUACUAUUUA